GCAGCGGCGGAAGGGUUAAGCACCUGCGGGCGAGAGGCGCGCUCCUUGCUGGCUCCACCUUUCGGCCGAGCGAGAGGAGGGUCCGGCGGCGGCGGCGGCGAGGCGCUUCUCCCCCGGCUCAGAAGCUGGUGCCAUCCCCAGCCGCCGCCGCCUGCGCUCCGCGUGGGGACCCCGAGACGCCUCUCUUUGUGCUCCUCCAACCCAGAGAAACUUCUCCCGGCUCCGAGGCGUCCAGCAUGUUCCAGUGGAAGAAAACCCUCUACAGAAGCGUCUUCCUCUCCUUCCUGCUGGUGGUGACGGUGACGGUUUUGCAGCGGGGCAUGGCGCCCAGCCAGUUGCUCCAGGGCCAGCCGCAAAAAGAACUCGCGGUCCAGGAGUCCAUGAAAGCUCAGAAGCGGGACGGCGUGCUCCCCGUCGCCAGUGACUUCUGGAAGAAGCAGGGCCCGGCUCUCAAGGCCGCGGAAGCGACGGAGAAGGCGGUUCGGUCUUGGGACGUCACCUCCGUCAACUGCUCUGCCAACCAGAACUUCAGCAAGGAGGACUGGUUCAAAGGCCUGGAGCCCAACUUCCGGCAGUUCAUGCUGUACCGCCACUGCCGCUAUUUCCCCAUGCUGAUCAACCACGCGGAGAAGUGCCGCGGAGACAUCCACCUGCUGAUCGUGGUGAAGUCCAUCAUCACCCAGCACGACCGGCGAGAGGCCAUUCGCAGGACGUGGGGCCAGGAGAGAGAUAUGGAGGGCAGGAAGGUGCGAACCCUCUUCCUCCUGGGCGUGGCCUCCAAGGAAGAGGAGCGGGCCAAUUACCAGAAGCUCCUCGACUAUGAGGACCGCAUCUACGGGGACAUCUUGCAGUGGGACUUCCUGGACAGCUUCUUCAACCUCACCCUCAAAGAAGUCCACUUCCUCAAGUGGUUCAGCAUCUACUGCGACCACGUGCGGUACAUCUUCAAGGGCGACGACGACGUCUACGUCAGCCCCAGCAACAUCCUGGAGUUCCUGCAGGACCAGAAGGCGGACAACCUGUUCGUGGGGGAUGUCCUCUUCAAGGCCCGGCCCAUUCGCAAGAAGGAGAACAAGUACUACAUCCCCAACGCCUUGUACAACAAGAACACCUACCCACCUUAUGCAGGCGGCGGUGGUUUCGUCAUGGAUGGCUCCCUGGCCAAGAAGCUCCACAGAGUCUCGGAGAGCCUGGAGCUCUACCCCAUUGAUGACGUCUUCUUGGGCAUGUGCUUGGAGGUCCUCAAGGUGACGCCCGUGGCCCACGCCGGCUUCAAGACGUUUGGCAUCGUGAAAAACAAGAAUAGCAAGAUGAACAAGGAGCCUUGCUUCUACCAGAGCAUGCUGGUGGUCCAUAAACUCCUCCCCUCAGAGCUGCUGGCCAUGUGGGAUCUGGUCCACAGUAACUUGACGUGCUCCAGAAAGCUCCAGAUCCUUUAGCUCUCCCUGUUAUCUCUGUCUGAGGGGAAAACGCUUAAGGGGAAGACAUUUGUUGCUCAGAGCCGUGAGCCAACACCCAGCACUGUCUUUUCCAAUGGUGUUGAAGGAGGAACCAUAUAUUUUUGGGAAGGGGGUGUUUGAAGGGGGACGAAGCUCUGAAAUGUUGAUUUUGGGGGUAUUUUAUUCCCCUUUUGGUGGUUUUUUUUUGGAUGCCGCGGAAGGGAGUUUGACAAAGAUGGGCUGCUCAGCCCUGGAGGUUCUUCUACCAGCUUUCUUGCAGAGAUACCGGAAGGUUCUCUGUGGUGACCAGACCAAAGUAGGGCAGAGAUGCCCCUUUCGUUGCUGUUCGUUUUGUGACAUACUUUUCAGCUGAGGGCUGGUCCCGCAGCUAAAACACAACUCUGUGUGUGCGUUUGUGUAUGUGCGAAAGAGCGGACCGUUCAAAAGAGAGCGGAACGAGUUUUUGAACCAACACUUGAAAUAUGAACUCUUCCUCUCCCUUCCUUGCUUUUUGUCGCGGGGAAUUUCAGAGAAAGAACGGUUUGGAUAUUCCUCUGCUUGGGGUGGGAGGUGAUGUUGCUACAGGCCAGUGUGCAUCUCCUUCGGGCAUGGCUGGCUGCAGAAGUGCCUGUGUGUAUUUCUCACAGAAAUUCCUUUAUGAAGGAAAGACCAGCCCUCUCUAAGCUGUAUAACACUCGACUGCCAUCUUUGCCAACCUGGUGCCCUGAUGUGUUGGCACUAUAACUCCCAGCGGCACUGGCUGCGGCUGACAGAAAUUGUAGUCCAAAACAUCUAUCGACAUGACACCAUCUAUAAAUAGAGGCCAGUUUUGGUGUUUUUUUUAAGAAAAAAGAAGUGUCACCAUGAGGGGAGAGGGAUUUUUGUGUGUGUAUUUUCUCUCUGUGUGGUAAUUUAAAACAAGAAACGCACCCAAAGUUGAAAGGAAGAAAACCCAUCCAACAAUUGUCUUCCAGUUGGGGGAACAAAGCAAGUCUCUCCCCCCCCCGGCUGACUGUAUCACAUGGGGGUAUAUUUAACUUUUAAAAGAUAAGUUAUGGUUGAAUAAGAAUUCAUUUCUUACCUAGAGUUUCCCCUGUAAAGCAGGGAUCUGUCAGUGUGUUGCAUUGCAUUUUUAUCCUUGUGACCUGUUUGGGCAGCAGCCGACCCCAGGACCUCGAGCCGGCUCUAUCAUUGGGCAGAACGUACAUCGGGCACCAUGUGCCUCUUUCAUAGAAGUUACAAGGUGAGAAACUGCUUCCUCCCAACGCCCUGGUGUGAAACCAGGCAAGUUUUGCACAUACAGGUACGUUUGUACGCUGUUCCAGCCCCUGGCCACCCACCCACCCUUUAGUCCUAUCCCAAUCCCAUAUUUUAAAUCCAUACUUAAAAAGGAACAGGCAGAAUCCAGAGUAAUAAAAUAAGAUUGAUCCAACAAAAGGCAGGGGACAAACGCUUCUGACAAAUUAUAAGAAACUCCAAAAUUCAACAAAGGAAGAUUAUUUAGAUAAGGGAAAAGCCAUGAGGUGUUUUUGAUUGCCUACCAAUUGUAACUUAUCCGUUGCCAUUUCUCGCCCAGUAUUGACUCGGCCCUAAUCAGCCAACUUCUUGCUGUUGAAACUACAAUCUCCAAUUAAACGCUACCUCGAAUUUUGCUGUAAUCGACGCUCACCUACUUCACUCCCCUUGAUGUCGGGCAGGGGAGGCCCAUCCUGUUUUGCUACCUGAAAUGGAAAUUGGCAGCUCCUGCCCUGCUCCCUUUUGCAUCCCACCACUUCUGUUGCCACCGCCACAGCCUGGUUCUUGCCGAAAUCAGUGGGAGCCCCAGUGCUCUUCGAAGUGUCGCCGCUUGGCUUCUCCCCCGGGGACAGAAAAGAUGAGUGGCAAUGCGGUGCACCAGAACAGUUCCCUCGCUGGCAGAGCACCGCCUCUCGCACUUGUACCGCCUGAGACAGGCGCUUAUUCCCGGCUCUGAUGUUGGGGAACCACCUCAUCUUGCUUGGUCCCCUACAAGUGGUAAAUUGGGCAAAAGAUUCCGCCUCUCCUGUCCUGUCCCAUCUCACCCCAGCUGUACCAGAUGUUUUGUUCCUGCUGUGGCAGAGUUGGCUGUCUUUGUUUUAAGCAUGUCCUUAUCCCAUAAGUAAAUAAUAUACAUUUGGCAAGCCGGUCCUUAAGACAUCUUCAAUUUCACUUGAUUUUAAUUAAAAGUGCUCCUCCAGUGUUGCUGAAAUUCAGGAAUCUUCGUUUUAUUUGGAAGGGGUGCGAAGAGAUCCUUUGGGCGCGAUUUGCUGCGUUGCAAAGGGGGGUUGGAUGAGUUGGGAGAGGCAUGGGGCAAUUCUGACCCACAUCCCUUCAUGUUGAUUGGAGAAGAUUUGGAAAGCUUUAGGAUGUGGCCGGUUGCAUGAACUGGUAGAAGGCAGAAUGUUUCAGAGAGGGGUUUGAACAGGUGCCAACCAGCCCACAGCGUGAUGGAGGACUUAAUAUUGAGCGAUGCCACAGCCAGGAACAAAACAUCUGGUACAGCUGGGGUGAGAUGAGCAUUGCUCAUUGGCUGUUCUCCAUAGCCAACUGCAUGAUGUUUCCCUCUUUCCUUAGUGUAGCAGUUGCAUAGACAAGUUGCUCACGCUCCCCAACGACAGAGCCGGCUCCAGGAAAUGGCUUCUUGCGCUGUGGGUCGUUCCAACGGCAAAGACUCCAGUCAGACUUUUGAGUGACGUUUAUUACUGUGAAACUUUUAAUUUAUGAUGAUUAUUUUUUUCCCAAGGGGGAGGGGAGAAGGGACACCUGCCCCUCCCUCCAAGAAGCAACUGAUUUUUUUAUUCCUGCUCAGUUUCACUUCCAGCGGGAACGGCUGGCACGGUAUCUCAUCCCGGGCUGCGCCUGACGACCAUCGCCUGCGGUGGAAAUCCUUCUGCGAUCUCUAUGAGAAGACACACGUGCUAUAAUUUAUAUGUGUCUGCAGUGUCUCUGAAUGUCUAUUAUUUAUAGCAGGUUCCGUUGCACACUCAGAAACAGUGUGGAUGCUUGCAGAUCUCUCUCUCUCUGUGUGUGUUGCUUCGACAUAGUGGAGUUGUACAUAUGAUUGCCAUAAGAUUUAUGGAUAUUUUGGGGGUUUCUAAAUAAAGGUUUGUGCUAAAAAGAA
Molecule: messenger RNA, 4578 nt
Organism: Podarcis raffonei (Aeolian wall lizard)
Lineage: Eukaryota; Metazoa; Chordata; Lepidosauria; Squamata; Lacertidae
Gene: B3GNT7
Product: UDP-GlcNAc:betaGal beta-1,3-N-acetylglucosaminyltransferase 7
Exons: 2
Coding region: 237-1439 (400 amino acids)
Cellular component (GO): membrane
Molecular function (GO): hexosyltransferase activity
Source: RefSeq, a predicted model, not a curated record